AAAAUGAGUAUGAUAUGUCCCCUUUAAAAAAAAUACAGUUAAAACCAUUAUGUGAGAAUAUCAAUACUUUCCUGUUGAUCACACCUCAAACAGUGUUUUUUAUCUACCCUGAGAGGCACGUGUGUUAAAGAGUUAACCCCUCCCCUUCCUCCUCCUCCUGCAGCCUCCUGCAGAGACAGAUAGGAGGAGUUUGAAAACAUACAGUUUUUGCAUGUUGAAGAGGGCAGUCACAGUUAGUGUGUAGAGAGACAGAGAGAGAGAGAGAGGAGGAGAGACGGGGCUCAACAUGGAGACCAGACUAGCUGUGAGUUGAGUGUUGAAGUGAAGAACCAGCAGCUCCUCUCUAUCACUAUCAGGAUUAUUAUUAUUAUGCCCAGCGCCAACGUGUCCGUGCGAAGUUUAUCUGAAGUGGAGAAAUACCUCAGCAGCCGGAUGGACCGGAGUACUGAGGGCAGUUCCCUGAGCAUCCCUGGGUCGAUGCGUCGGGGCUCUUCAGAGAACAAUCUGGACCUGGAUCUGAGUGAUGCAAGUCCUGGUUCUGCUCUGGGCCUCGAGCUCCAACGUAGUCGUUCUUGCUUGGACAACCUCCAGCAGAAGAUACUGAAAGUCACGGAACAGCUGAAGAUCGAACAGACGGCCCGGGACGAGAACGUAGCCGAGUACCUGAAGCUAGUGAACAGCGCGGACAAGCUGCAGGUCAGUCGCAUCAAGCAAGUGUUUGAGAAGAAGAACCAGAAGUCGGCUCAAAACAUCGCCCAGAUGCAGAAGAAGCUGGAGCAGUACCAUCGAAAGAUGAGAGACAGUGAAACCCACUACAGUUCAUCACCUCGCACACCCACUGUCAAACACAGCACCUUACCCAGGGAGUCUCCCAGAGAGCUGCUGAGGGACAUGACCGGCAGCGGCCGACACCCGACCAUGGACAAAAUCAAGACCAUCGGCCCAGGCGUCUCCCUCUCCCCUCCUUUCUUCUUCAGCAAGCCCCGAGAGUUCGCCAACCUCAUCAGGAACAAGUUUGGCAGCGCUGACAACAUCGCCCACCUCAAGACCGCUCUGGAUGCUUCCACGCCGCUGCCCACUGACAGCGCAGGAAAGGGGCUGAGUAGCAGCACCUCUAUGGUUGGCAAGCCCAAGUAUCCCAGUGAUGACGAGUGCUCCUCAGGGAGCGCCUCCAUCUCAGCAGACAGUAACGGGAACCCGUCGGCGGGAGGAGUGUCGGUGGGGCAGGCGCAGGGCCAGCAGGCCGGGGGUGACGGCCAGACCAGGCUGGCCCUGAGCCUGGAGGAGGUGACGGAGAUCAAAGACGCCCAGAACCAGUUGGAGGAGGACAUUGAGGAGAUAAAGACUCAGUUCAAGAGAGAGUACGGCAUCAUCAGCCAAUCACUGCAGGAGGAGAGAUACAGGUACGAGCGUUUAGAAGACCAACUGAACGACCUGACGGAGCUUCACCAACAUGAGAUGACUAAUCUGAAGCAGGAGCUGGCCAGCAUCGAAGAGAGGGUGGCCUACCAGGCUCAUGAAAGGGCCAGGGACAUACAGGAGGCUCUGGAGUCUUGUCAGACACGAGUGUCCAAGCUGGAGCUCCAGCAGCAGCAGCAGCAGACGGUCCAGCUCGAGAGCCGCGACGCCCGCGUCCUGCUGGGGAAGUGCAUCAACAUCAUGCUCGCCAUCAUCACCGUCAUCCUGGUGUGCGUCUCCACCGCUGCCAAGUUCGCCGCUCCGCUGAUGAGGAGCCGGCACCACGUGGUCGCUACCGUCCUGGGAGUUUGUUUUUUGACCAUAUUCUGGAAGAAUUGGGACCGUUUACAGUACGCCAUAGACAGGUUACUGGUUCCUGCCUGAUGGCGAAGAGUGCACACUGAAUAUAACACUGCAGAAACAUGGACGCUGUCUGUUGUCAGGAUAGGACUGUCUAAGAGGAUUGGUUGUACAAUCGUCACAAGACACGAUCGCCACGCAUUUACAGAUGUCAUCGUGUUUUUAAAGUCAGACUGAAGUGAUUUUUCUUGUCUAGAACUUGAAUGUGUGUCGCUAACACUUUACAUUUAACCUUUAAAAUAAUAUUUAUGUAACAGUCAAUUUUGUUACUUCUCUAAGGAUUGCUAUGAAAUCUUCACGACAUAAAUAGUUGAUUCAAGGAUUAAGAAGGGUGGAGAGAAGUGCACAUGAGACUUACUCUUGAUUAUUCUCUCUCAUGUUGCCUCAGCGCAACUUUAACAUCUCUCAAACUGUUGAAAACAUGCACACACAAACAAAACCUCAAACUUGGUAUCUUGUUGGCCACAGUUAUGAAAUGUUACCCUUAGAAGAAUAGUUGGACAUUUUGGGAAAUAAGCUUAUUCAAUUUCUUGCCGAACGUUGGCUGAGAAGAUUGAUACCAUAUCUACACAAGAGAGUGGUAUCAAUCCUCUAAUCCAGGGGUUUCCCUUGGAGGGCCAAAACUGGAAUUCAAUGCUGGGCCACAGUAAACACCUAUUGUAUUGUAUUUUUAAGAUGCAAAAUGGUAUUAGGAUCCCACAUUCCCCGAAUUGAAUAUUAUUUUAGAUUUUACAUAGUUAAUCCCUUAAAUUCACUUGUUGAAUACAAUUGAGCUCAUUUCCAAGACUGUUUAGGGACCCCAGCAGGCAGAAAUAUUCAAAUACACCCUUUUUAGAAUAGGCGGAAAUAACCCAUUUAUACUGUAUUCAAGAAACAGCAUUUUGCCCAAAACUGCAUGUGAUUAUCAUAAAGUAGGUAUGUCUGUAAAGGGGAGACUCGUGGGUACCCAUAGAACCCAUUUUCAUUCAUUUAUCUUGAGGUCAGAGGUCAAGGGACCUCUUUGAAUAUGGCCA
Messenger RNA from Sebastes umbrosus (honeycomb rockfish), 2831 nucleotides. RefSeq names its product transmembrane and coiled-coil domain protein 3-like. The transcript is spliced from 4 exons. The record is from RefSeq and is a predicted model, not a curated record. NCBI's taxonomy places the organism in Eukaryota, Metazoa, Chordata, Actinopteri, Perciformes, Sebastidae. Bases 370 to 1842 code for a protein of 490 amino acids. Gene Ontology annotation, cellular component: endomembrane system.